Messenger RNA from Achroia grisella, 732 nucleotides. RefSeq names its product ATP-dependent RNA helicase A-like. The transcript is spliced from 2 exons. The record is from RefSeq and is a predicted model, not a curated record. Lineage: Eukaryota; Metazoa; Arthropoda; Insecta; Lepidoptera; Pyralidae. The coding region runs from base 1 to 660 and encodes 219 amino acids.
AUGUCCAGUUUUCGAUUGUUACCGUUCUUUUUUGCGAUCGUGUCUAUGGGAUGGAGCCCAUCCAUGGCCCAAGAUGCUACAGCCGAGAGUGGAGCGGUCAGCGGCACCGUGCGGCUUCCACGUGGUCUAAUUAAGCGGAAAUUGUGCUACAAAUAUGGAAUUUGCGAAGGUGGAGGUUACCAGGGUGGUUUCCAGGGUGGUCACCAAGGGUUCCAAGGAGGAUAUGGACAACAGGGUUAUCCUGGACAAGUUCCUCCAAUAAAUAUAGCAAUUAGUCAAUCCCAGUCUUCGGCUAAUGAAGCAGGCGGCGGAUAUAGUAAUGGAUAUUAUCCCAAUAACUAUCAAUAUAAUUACCCUAAUCAUGGUUUCCCGUACAGGGGAGGAUAUGGUGGCUACCAGAAGCCUGGUUACUUCAACAAUGGUCAGGGCGCAUACAACAGUCAGUUUAACGGAAACUUCUACAGCCCUGGUGGAAACGGAGGUGGAUAUGGUUUCCAAGGACCAUCGGGACCAUUCUUUGAUGAAACUCCUGAUGAGGAAGGAAACGACCAUGAACGCGAUGAGAAUAAUAAUGGUUACAAUCAAGGACAACUAAACAAUGGUGCCAGAAACUUGGCAAUUGCAGGAAGUUACGCAGCAGCGGGCGGAAGAAACGAAUAAUAUUUAGUAGUCUAUAAAUAUAGCAGAAUAAUAUAAAUGUGAUAUUUGUCCACAUUGCUUAAACUCAGUGAU